Messenger RNA from Gambusia affinis (western mosquitofish), 1296 nucleotides. RefSeq names its product ATPase family AAA domain containing 1b (gene atad1b). The transcript is spliced from 10 exons. The record is from RefSeq and is a predicted model, not a curated record. Gene Ontology annotation, molecular function: ATP hydrolysis activity; ATP binding. The coding region runs from base 41 to 1264 and encodes 407 amino acids. Gene Ontology annotation, cellular component: mitochondrial outer membrane. Lineage: Eukaryota; Metazoa; Chordata; Actinopteri; Cyprinodontiformes; Poeciliidae.
GUGGGGGUGGAACCACACUCCAUACCAGUAGGUGGCGGUAAUGCUACUAAAAGUUUGUUGCCAACCGCCUGUAAAUCCAAGAAGAAGAAGAGGAAGCAGAAGAAGAAGAAGAAGAAGAAGUGCUCAGACAUACGGAAGCCGGUCCUGCUGGGAUAAGAGAGUGGCCAUGGUUCUCAAAGAUGUUCCAAUUGAUAACAUUACCCGUCCUUUGGGGAGGAACGAGGUAAUUGGUCUGCUUUUCCGACUCACCAUAUUUGGAGCUGUAACCUACUUCACCAUCAAGUGGAUGGUGGACGUUAUUGACCCAACUCGAAAGCAGAAGGUGGAGGCUCAGAAGCAGGCUGAGAAGUUGAUGCGUCGGAUCGGAGUGGAGAACGUCAAGUUGUCGGACUACGAGAUGAGUAUCGCUGCUCAUCUGGUGGACCCAUUGAGCAUGCAGAUCACCUGGAGAGAUAUCGCUGGUCUGGAUGAGGUCAUCACUGAGCUGAAGGAGACUGUGAUCCUGCCUGUUGAGAAAAGACACCUGUUCCUGAACUCCAAACUUCUGCAGCCUCCCAAAGGCGUACUGCUUUAUGGCCCCCCCGGCUGUGGAAAAACACUGAUCGCCAAGGCAACAGCGAAGGAGGCAGGGUUUCGUUUUGUCAACCUGCAGCCAAGCACACUGACAGACAAGUGGUACGGGGAAUCGCAGAAACUGGCAGCUGCUGUAUUCUCAUUGGCUGUUAAGCUGCAGCCUUCUAUAAUCUUCAUUGACGAGAUUGACUCAUUCCUGAGGAGUCGCUCAAACUCAGAUCACGAGGCUACAGCCAUGAUGAAAGCCCAGUUUAUGAGUCUGUGGGAUGGACUAGACACAGACCAUCAUUACCAGGUGAUCAUAAUGGGCGCGACCAAUCGUCCUCAGGACUUGGACUCUGCCAUUUUGCGGCGGAUGCCAACCAGGUUUUACAUCAACCUACCUGGCGAUAGGCAGCGAGAGGACAUCCUUCGACUGAUUCUGAUGAACGAAAACGUGGACGAAUCUGUCGACCUUAAACUUGUUGCCAAGGAGGCCGAUGGUUUUUCAGGAAGUGACCUCAGAGAAAUGUGUCGUGAUGCGGCACUGCUCUGCGUCCGAGACUUUGUCCACAACGAGAGCAGCAGCUCGGAGGAAAAUGGCCCUAUACGUGCUAUCGGUCAGGCUGACCUGCAGACCUCCAUCAACAAGAUGAAGCGCUCUAAGACAGCAAAUAUUCCAGGUGUUCUGGUUCACGCCACUCUGGACUAAAUACUUGGGUUAUAUAAACUUCCAAUGCCUCA